GCCUGCUGCAAAGUGAACUCAUUUAGGUGAACGGCUGUUGAUCGCAUUGGUGUACACAGGACCUGUGGUCGUAGAAGAUGAAGCUGUUUAUCGUGACGCUCGUCCUACUCUGUGCGGCGGCUGCGGACGCCCAGUGGUGGUCUUCAUGGUUCAGCACCUAUCAUGCCGACGACAGCACACCACAGGCGGUGUGGGACGGUUUAAAAGUGACGUUCGGAGUGAACCCGUUCGGAAACAACUUCGACAGUAUGCCGAGAACCACGGACAUGGCCGAGGAGAAGGGAUGGACACAGUUCGGAGAGAAAACAUGCUCAGCCGGUACGUGGCAGGGUUUCCGCUACGUCAAGAACAGCGACCCGGCCGUCAUCCUGCUGUUUGAUAAGAACGGCUACAUCGCUGGGAUGCAGAUGGGGGUAUACAAGAGUGAUUUGCCCUCUGACGGCAGCAUCCCGCCCUCCCGUAUCACUCCGCCAUGGAUAGAGGACAGGAGCAAGGACAUGUUACUACUCACUGCCUAUUUCAUCCAGCCAAGCAAGAUCUGCAGGGCCGGCCGUACGGACGCCGAGUAUCAGGCGGAAGGCACGGGGACGGGUCUGUACAUCCAGACCGGCCCGAACUCCACUUCAGACGUCAUGGCCGCCCCGCUCCGACAGGCCGACGCGGACGGCACGGACUGGACCAGGGGAGAGUGCUUCUGGGCCAUGGGUCAGCACUACUGGUACAAGUUCCGCCCCGACAUGAACUGUGACGAUUUCUACCCGGUCUUCCUGAUGUACAACGACGGGAGGCUGAACGGUUUCGGCUGGAACAUCAACACAGUCCUGGACAGCCCUCGAUACGAGAGCCCACCAACAGGCGCACUGAGUUUGUUCUUCGCCCAGAAACCUCCCUGUUUCGACGAGCACGUCCGGCGUGGCCUGUCUACCCUGCACAUCUACCUAGACGAUUCUCCAAGCUCCAACUUCUGUUAGAGAUGUCGGACACCAAUAGCCUUCAUAGCACG
This is a messenger RNA of Branchiostoma belcheri (Belcher's lancelet), 1003 nucleotides long. RefSeq lists its product as uncharacterized. The transcript has 8 exons. The record is from RefSeq and is a predicted model, not a curated record. Lineage: Eukaryota; Metazoa; Chordata; Leptocardii; Amphioxiformes; Branchiostomatidae. The coding region runs from base 78 to 971 and encodes 297 amino acids.